UUAUAGGAAACAAUAGUUGCAAAACACUUACCAUCAGAUUAUCUGGCCUAUUGCAAUAUCAAAACACUUACGGCUUCAUAAUCUUGUCCGCCUAGCAUGUAUAUAAAUUGGCAGUUUGACAAACUAUUUACCAAAGCUUAUAUAAAUUCUACUACGUAAGCAAAAUGAAAACAACAAUUCUUGUUUGUACAGUCCUGUUGGGAUACGUGGUGCCGAGAUCAAGUUUCGCCUGGAACGCGCAAAAAUGAAGUCCGUUAUCUGUGCACUCGCAGCGUUCCUCACCUGCGUCAGCUGCGCCCCUGUUUACACUCCCGCAAUAAUAUCGGUACACUUGGGCUGUCAAAACAUCACGCAGUAUUUUGUACCGAACGAGGUAUUCCAGCAGUUGGAAUUCGAUAAAGUACCUCCAAAGCAAGUCGACAUUCCCGAUAACUUCGACGACCACAUGUACUGCAUGUACACCAAUCUGGGAUUCGAGUCAGAAAGUGGGGAGUUAGAUUUGAGCCACGCCGACGGUUUUGGAACAUUGUUCGCAAACCCGGAAGACUCUGUAGAAAUUGUAACCAACUGCGCCAGCAAAACCGAAGGCUUGACCGAUCCUAUCGAAAUCGCAGGAAGGUUCUACUUUUGUACACUCAACUUUUACGCUUAACUAUAUUUAAGUUAAUUAUUAAACAAGUAUCACCAGCUACUUUGUUUUAUUUGGUAUUGGGAUUUGUGGAGUUUAACAGGGCA
Molecule: messenger RNA, 735 nt
Organism: Cylas formicarius (sweet potato weevil)
Lineage: Eukaryota; Metazoa; Arthropoda; Insecta; Coleoptera; Brentidae
Exons: 3
Coding region: 245-652 (135 amino acids)
Molecular function (GO): odorant binding
Source: RefSeq, a predicted model, not a curated record